GAAGGCGGUCAAACGUCACUUCCGCCUGAUGGCCCGAAAGCGCAGGCGGCCAUAUUACAUUAGCAAACACACUCACGCGCUAGCAGCAGUUUGUUUAUGCUGUGAAGUGCAGCUGUAUUUUAGCCAAACUCUCUCAGUUUAGCUCAAGCGGUAACUUAGCGGGACGAUGAGCGGCGGCACGCCGUAUAUCGGCAGUAAGAUCAGUUUGAUCAGUAAGGCGGAGAUCCGUUAUGAAGGCAUUCUCUACACCAUCGACACAGAGAACUCCACUGUCGCGCUCGCCAAAGUGCGCUCCUUUGGCACCGAGGACCGACCCACGGACCGUCCCAUCGCACCCAGGGAUGAGAUAUUUGAGUAUAUUAUAUUCAGAGGAAGUGACAUCAAAGACCUGACGGUGUGUGAACCUCCCAAACCAACAUGCUCUCUGCCUCAGGACCCCGCCAUUGUUCAGGUCACACCAGUCCAGCUCAGGACCCUCUGCAAAAGAGCCCCUCAGUGGAGCCUGCUGCCCAAUCAGCACCUGCAGUCACCAGUGCUGCUCCCACAGCUGUGGAGUGUAAAGCAGAUAGCUUUCUCAUGCUGUAGUCUAGAGAAAAAUGCAGGUGUAUUUCUCUGUGUAUGUGUUUGUUCAGAUGAGAAGCCCGAAAAGGCUUUGAAUGGCGAGGAUAAAGGUGAUUCGGGAGUCGACACUCAGAACAGCGAAGGAAACGCUGAUGAGGAAGAUCCUCUCGGACCAAACUGCUACUACGAUAGAUCCAAAUCCUUCUUUGACAACAUCUCCUGUGACGACACAAGGAAGGCCGCUGAGAGAUCUGGAGGAUCCGGUUUCCCCCGAGAGAGGAGGCAGACCUGGGCGGAGGAGCGGAGGAUGAACGCAGAGACGUUUGGUCUCCCGCUGCGGCGGGGUCGCGGAGGCUUCAGAGGUCGCGGUGGCAUGGGCUUCAGAGGGGGCCGGGGCCGCGGAGCUGGACGGGGGUGGUUUGGAUCUCAUCCUGGUGGAAGUGGCUUUAGAGGGGCAUUCAGAGGAAGCCAAGGAGGAAGAGAGUUCUCUGACUUUGAAUACAGGAAGGAUAACAAAGUUGCUGUAUAGUGGUCAGAGAAAGCAGAUCCAGAAGACCUGAUUUGUGUGGGAACUGCAUUUCGGGUCACAUGUUUUGCUGAGAACGAGGAAGAUAACGUACGUGUUGUAAAAAUCUGUCACCAGCACUGCUUCAAACCUGGCUAUUAAUGAAACCGCUACUCCAUUUCUUCCUGAGGAGUGGAACAAAUGCUUUUUUUUUUUUUUUUUGAAGCGUUAAUUUGAGAAUAAUAUUUCCAGAUGGUUUCAAAUACAUUAUGAUUUCUGAGGGACUGAGGGCUGUUUCGUUGACCUUCAAUGCUUAACCUGAAUUUGAUAUACUGCUGCUUACAGCUAACAGAUUAUCUAGAACAACGUAUUGUGUUUUUGAUCACUGAAUGAGCUUUAUUUUUGACUUGUUUUGCUAUAAAGUAUCUUACAGUGUAUUUAGCAUCAACAUAGACUGCCUGGAACUCAGUUAUGCAUUGUCAUAUUUUUCUAAUGUAAUUUCAUUCUUCAGCCCCCAACAUCACUAUUCCUGUUCCUGUAGUAAGUAUAAUUAUAAUUUUUUUAAAAUAUAAACGUGGAUGUAUCAGUCCCUCGUAAGAGGUCUGUAGUUUCAGGGCAAGCGCUUCAAGAGGUGCCAGUAUUGGUAGAGUUUCACUAAAGGACGUUUUAGAUAUAAUGGAGAAAAACACAGAAAUGCAGUUUUUGAGGGAAACCAGGAAAUAGCACAAAUUAAAAUGAGACGAUAUGGUCAACCAAGGCAAAGCGACCUCAGUGAUAUGUUUCUAUUUUCUGUGGGUUUGAUUUAUAUUUGAUGAGGGCCACUUUGCAGUAUGUAGCACUUUGUAGCAGACGUUUACGAAGAAAUAAUGCUACUCUGUGAAUCUACAGAACUCUAUGCUGCAGUUACUUUGACGGUGAGCUUUUACCACUAAUAAUUAUAAUCCCGUCAUUCAACAUUCAGAUCAUAUGUCCUUCGCCUCAUAAAACAUCGAGUGAAACUGACGAGUCACACUGAGCCUAGAGCUCGCUGGGAAGUUUGAGAGUACUUAUGAUUAUUUUACCAGAUAUUAUUCAGUAGCAGUGCUUCCCAGUGGAUCGUUUCUCCUGCUUUCUAUCUUAAAUGUGACCGGAAGCUGGAGUGUUGAAAAGGCAGAAUGUGUUGUCUCUGUAGCUUUUCCCGCCUCUCCUCGUUCAGCUGCUGUGUUUUACAGUCACUGACUGCACUGGCAUGAUGUCAUCAUGCAGCUCUACCUGACCUGCACAUUGUGAUGUCAUAUCCACACCUACGCAUCGCUCGUGAUGUCACUUCCGUCGCAUUUUGUAACCAAAUCAGUUUUUGGCCUCUGAUAGCUUUGCAUUAUUCUCGCAGGGAGAUUUUGCUGUGGAGCAAACGGCGGCAGAAUAAAGUCAUUUUUUAUGGAUUUAUCACUGAAGUUGAAGGAUUGAUAUAUUUUUACUGGCCAGUUUGUGACUCUGAUCUUGAUUGUGUAGCGUAUGGCUGUGACAUCUCUGCAAAAAUUGUUUAUUUUUUUUCUC
Molecule: messenger RNA, 2602 nt
Organism: Sinocyclocheilus rhinocerous
Lineage: Eukaryota; Metazoa; Chordata; Actinopteri; Cypriniformes; Cyprinidae
Product: protein LSM14 homolog A-like
Exons: 7
Coding region: 167-1090 (307 amino acids)
Biological process (GO): cytoplasmic stress granule assembly; P-body assembly
Cellular component (GO): P-body
Molecular function (GO): mRNA binding
Source: RefSeq, a predicted model, not a curated record